AUGGAUCCGUUCGAAGUGCGCAUGCAAUUCCUGGGGCUGCUCAGGAGACUGGAUGCCUCCCAACAGUCUAUAAGAAAGAUCGUCGGCUAUGCCGUGAAAUACUGUCCUUCCUGCGGUGAAGACCUGUGGGACUGCAUGCUUGAGGAGUGCCAGAAGGGCUCUCUGAACAGCAGAAUCAACAUCUUGUACCUGGUGGACUCGUUAUGCGAAGCCUCUCUACUCUCGAAGCCACCACCAGGCGUAAGCCAACCUGCGUCGUCGUACGUCAACUAUGUCACGCGCGACCUGCGGAAAGUCGUCGAUGGCGUCGUCCCCGAAGGGCGGCAAGGCCUUCCAAACCUGAUGAGCACAAGACAGAUCCUGGAAAGCUGGCGGACCAAGCGCAUUAUCGAGCCGCAAAAGGUCGAAGAGGCCAUCACCCUGCUAGACGAGCGACGCGCCGCCGCGAUCGCCUCCGCCGCGAGCGGAACGUCGCCCGAGUCGUCUGCGGGCGCGCUCUCGCGGGACGACAUCAAGCGACGCAUGGAGGAGGACCGGGAGCGGCACAAGCGCCUGCGCGAGCGGCGCUGGGUGCAGCCGGUCGGGCAGGACAUGCCCGCGGCGAUGCCGCCGCUGGCGAGCUUCAUGCCGCUGACGGACGAGGGCGCGGGCGUGGACGAGCUCGCGCUGGACAUCGAGUUCGACAACGAGUGGGAGACGACGAGCGACUGGAACGAAGACGACGACGAGGCGGUCGCGGAUGAGAACGAGCUGUGCUUUUUGGAGCCCGCGGAGUAUGAUGCGCGGGAUGAGCAGGCGAUGGACUUGUCGUGA
Molecule: messenger RNA, 813 nt
Organism: Trametes versicolor FP-101664 SS1
Lineage: Eukaryota; Fungi; Basidiomycota; Agaricomycetes; Polyporales; Polyporaceae
Exons: 4
Coding region: 1-813 (270 amino acids)
Biological process (GO): positive regulation of transcription by RNA polymerase I; positive regulation of DNA-templated transcription, elongation
Cellular component (GO): CTDK-1 complex
Source: RefSeq, a predicted model, not a curated record